Messenger RNA from Poeciliopsis prolifica (blackstripe livebearer), 5524 nucleotides. It is a transcript of the gene fzd1, whose product is annotated as frizzled class receptor 1. Gene Ontology annotation, cellular component: plasma membrane. Gene Ontology annotation, molecular function: Wnt-protein binding; Wnt receptor activity. Gene Ontology annotation, biological process: canonical Wnt signaling pathway; non-canonical Wnt signaling pathway. The coding region runs from base 296 to 1942 and encodes 548 amino acids. NCBI's taxonomy places the organism in Eukaryota, Metazoa, Chordata, Actinopteri, Cyprinodontiformes, Poeciliidae. The transcript has a single exon. The record is from RefSeq and is a predicted model, not a curated record.
CCGUGCUGUGCAGACGGAAUACUGAGGCUCCUGCGUUGGAAGGGAAACCACUUCAUUCGGCUCCAAAGAGGAUUUUAAAUGAAGGCUCCGGGUUUGCAGCUGAGCAUCUCGGAUCUUUGUUCCAUGUUUCUCCCCCGCCGCGAGAUGAGAAGCUGAGGGACGGGGACAGGAGCACCGCGGGGAGACGCUGCGUUCAGCUCAGCAACAAAGAAGCGCUCUGGGAAGCUGCUAAGGCUGAGGGAACGCGAAGUUAUUCCCAACAAACAGAAAGUCGUGCCGCAGAUCCUUCCUCGCCAUGCUGCUCCACGGACUGCUCCGCACCGCGGUCUCUCUGCUGCCCUUCAUCCUGCCCGCCUCCUUCAGGGUCAACGCUCAGUAUGGAGACCGAGGAAUGUCUAUCCCGGAGCAUGGAUUCUGCCAGCCGAUCUCCAUCCCGUUGUGCACGGACAUCGCCUACAACGAGACCAUCAUGCCGAACCUGCUGGGCCACACGAACCAGGAAGACGCGGGACUGGAGGUCCACCAGUUCUACCCCCUGGUGAAGGUGCAGUGCUCUCCGGAUUUAAAGUUCUUCCUCUGCUCCAUGUACGCGCCGGUGUGCACGGUGCUGGAGCAGGCGCUGCCCCCGUGCCGCUCUCUGUGUGAGCGCGCGCGGCAGGGCUGCGAGGCGCUCAUGAACAAGUUCGGCUUCCAGUGGCCCGACAGCCUCGCGUGCGAGAAGUUCCCGGUACACGGCGCGGGCGAGCUGUGCGUGGGCCAGAACAUGUCGGACCGCGCGGAGCCGGAGGGGCCCGGGCACUACCCCACCGCGCGCUCCCCGCCCGAGCCCACGCACGGGCAGUUCAGGUGCCCGGGGCCCCUCGUCGUGCCCCCAUACCUGAACUACCGCUUCCUGGGGCAGGAAAACUGCGGCGCCCCGUGCGAGCUGAAGAAGUCUCAUGGGAUGAUGUACUUCAGCGAGGAGGAGCUGAAAUUUGCUCGAAUUUGGAUCGGAAUCUGGUCGAUCCUCUGCUGCGCCUCCACUCUGUUCACGGUGCUGACCUACCUGGUGGAUAUGAAGCGCUUCAGCUACCCAGAGCGGCCCAUAGUCUUCCUCUCUGGUUGCUACACCAUGGUGUCCAUCGCCUACAUUGCUGGAUUCUUACUGGAAGACAAGGUGGUUUGCAAUGAUCGCUUUGAAAAAGAGAUGAGGACUGUGGUGCAGGGCACCAAGAAGGAAGGCUGCACCAUCCUCUUCAUGAUGCUCUACUUCUUCAGCAUGGCCAGCUCCAUCUGGUGGGUCAUCCUGGCCCUCACCUGGUUCCUGGCGGCUGGGAUGAAGUGGGGCCACGAAGCUAUCGAGGCUAACUCCCAGUACUUCCACCUAGCAGCCUGGGCCGUUCCCGCCAUAAAGACCAUCACCAUCCUGGCAGUGGGCCAGGUGGAUGGAGACGUGCUGAGUGGGGUCUGCUUCGUGGGCAUCAACAGCGUGGAUGCCCUGCGAGGCUUCGUCCUCGCGCCGCUCUUCGUCUAUCUGUUCAUCGGGACUUCCUUCCUCCUGGCUGGAUUUGUGUCCCUCUUCCGCAUCCGGACCAUUAUGAAACACGACGGCACCAAGACAGAGAAGCUGGAGAAGCUGAUGGUGCGGAUCGGGAUCUUCAGCGUGCUCUACACCGUGCCGGCCACCAUCGUCAUUGCCUGUUACUUCUAUGAGCAGGCCUUCCGUGAGCAGUGGGAGAGGACGUGGGUCAGCCAAUCGUGUAAGACGUACGCCGUGCCGUGCCCCAUCCAGAACCACCCCAACAUGAGCCCGGACUUCACCGUCUUCAUGAUCAAGUAUCUCAUGACGCUCAUAGUGGGAAUCACUUCCGGCUUCUGGAUCUGGUCUGGGAAGACCCUGAACUCAUGGCGGAGGUUUUACACGAGACUGGCCAACAGCAAGCAGGGCGAAACCACAGUGUGACGGGCUUUUCACAAACUUACUCCUGCUUUUUGGACCCACCAGAGACCUUCGCUCUGUUUUAUUGUACAUACACAUUUGUGAGAUUUUUUUUGAAAGUAUAUAUUUGUAUUUAAAGGCUGAAAAAAAAUAGUCCCCCUUUUUUCAUCUUUGGAUAUGUUGGAGAAACAUCACAAAAAGCCAGUGAACCAUAGCGAAUCCUGGUGUCUGUCUCAUGACCUGGUUUACUGUGGACACCCCUGGGAGUACUUCACACGGAGUGUUUGUGUCUGUAGGUCGGUGGAGUACUUGUGAGCGAGUGCAGGGUCUAUUCUAAGCAGAGUCCCGUGAAACCAAAGUGCUUCCUCGUGGCCUCCUCUUAUCCUGAUUAACCAGCUGCACUUUGUGUCUGAGGAAGCAAGCUUCAGGUUUCUGAGGCCUCGCGUUGGCCGCCUGGGACAAGAAAUGCAGUGCGAUGUAUGCGUGUGAGUCAGUGAGAUAGAUGGUUCUGAACAGUGUAUUUUAUGGGCCCCUGCAGAUGUAACAUUCCUCUGUUAAAGUAAAAAAAAAAGAAGUUCUUAUUGCCAUGUAAAUGGAAAAUAAGGUUUCUCCUGCAGACCUCCGGUUUUCACUCUUUAUUUUAUUUCUUGCAUAUAUGGGAAUCCGUAGUGCCAAAUGUCUUCCUCCACAGAGAUACACUAAUGCAUCAAACCUGAGCAAAAUAAUCUUCAGAGCACAGUCAAAUAAAGCCAGGGGAUUUGGGAAUGAAAAUAGUUUUGGACACAUUUAGUCAUAUAUUUAGGAGAUUUAAGGUAAAAAUAGAAUCAUUUGUAAAACAUUUUCCUAUUGAAGAGCUUUUUGGACACCUUGGGAUUUUAGAUGUCACUGCAAAGAACUUAUAAAAACAUGUUAAAGAAUAAAAAUCAUGUGACUCAGAGGCAAAUUUUGACCAAUGAUAAAUUUCCCUAGAAAUUAUUAUGAUAAACAAUAAUAUAGUUGUUUUGGGACCAUUUUCAUGUAAUAGAAUCAUAAUGGCAAAAUAAUGCAAAGUUUCCCUCUUAAAGCAAUAAACUUUAAUUUAGUAAAGAACACGUAAUCCUUGAAGUGGAAGGAAGGUAUUUAAAAUAUUCUCCCCCAAAAGCCUCAAAACCAAGAAACAAAGCAGAAAUAAAAACCACACACCACCGAGACCGCAAAUGAAACAGAUUAUGAGGAAAAUUGCUCUUUAAAAACAUUAUCAGAAUGGAUAUUAUCUGGCUGAUUUUAAUUGAUCAUGUGGUCAAUUGAUUUAUUGCUUACUGCAAGAGGAAAGUAACUGAUAAAUUUAAUAAGCUGCUGGUCAUUUAAUAACUUCAACUUUUGCAACCUUUGUUGUGGAACUUUUUCAACUGCCGAUAAAUGAAAUGUGGUGAAGCUGUUCUAAUUAAAAAGAUCAGCAAAAAGUGAUUUAGUUUUGAUCAGGAGUCAUUAUGUGACCCAUUUCAUUGAGUCAACUGGCUCAAAUGGGGAUAACAACCAAAAAAUAAAUGGGAAUAAACAAAUAUAGGGCUGGAAGCAAUCAAUAGGAUUAAUCAGGUUAAUGAUGAUGAAUCGACUAUUGAAAUGAUGAUCAACUAAUUUAGUAAUCAAUUUGUCGUUCAAGUGGAAUGUAUAGACUCAUAGACCAUUUCCUAAAUUAAUAACAUAUUCAGAGCAGCAAAUAGCCCAAAAUAAUCUAUAUUUUGGAUUUAAGAUUAAAACCAUUUCUGUCUGAAUAUACCAUGAAUAUGUUAGAUGCAGAACUCAAGUGGCAAUUUCAGGUAAAAAAAAAAAGAAAAAACAUUUCCAACCAACUCUUGCUAUGCAGUUACUAAUCUGAAUAAAUAAUUCCAGAUCAGCCCUGCAGCCUGGAUGUUCAGUCCAGUUGAAAGGGCUGAGCUUUCCACAUGUCAAUGUUUGAAGGAUUUCCUUUAGCUGUGGAUUUAUCCUUUGCUCCAAAUGAUCAAGUAUUCACUAAAGGAAUGCAGUUGCUGCAUUUUAUGCAGUAAGUGUUUAUUUUCAUAUUUCUAAAAUUAAUUGAAAUAUUUGACUUGCAUUUCUAAUUGUAUUAAAAAGAUAAAAUCUGCAGAAUGGGUCAGUUUUUAUCUUAUUAAUCCAUUAUUUGGCUGAAUCAUUGUUGGAAUAAUCAAUUACUAAAAUAACCCCUAGCAGCUGGCCUAACAUAAAGAUUUCAGAGGAGAAUGUACGAUUCAGUGAAGGUUCAUGUGUGAUUUGAGAGUUUUUUCAACCAUAUAUCACCAUAAAUGAUGAAAACCGUUAACCUGUAAAACCGUUAUCAAGUACAAAAUGGCGUUAAGUGUUGAGCUGAAUUUGGAUGGACAAAAAUGGAAUAGUGUUUUUUCCAAAAUAAGGGUUCAAACUGGUGAUGAUGUGAAAUAACCCAAAAUAGUUCAUAAUUUAUUAUAAUAAAACCUGAUCAUUCACAGAUGUAGAUCUUCUGUUCUUCCACAGCUCAGAAUUAGAGCAUUAAUAUGUUGUGAUGAAAUUAAAUCAAGAAGCACCAGAUGAUUAAAUUGAUCUGCAAAACUCAUUUAAGGAGAAAAAGCAACUGGUUUUUACUCUCAGGCGUGAAAUGAUCAGAUAUCUGUCAAACUUUGGAGAUUUUUGACAGUUGUACAAAUAAUUAGCAGAACAUAAAAAGAAAAAUAAUAUGGAGUGGUUUCAGAAUGACUAUUUUUAGAGCAAAAAAAGUAAACCAUGCAUUUUUUGUAUUUUAGAACUUUUAUUGAAGUCUUUCUGGGUUUUUAUUUGACAUAAAAACAAAAUUUAGCAAAAGAAGAUAGAAAAAUGUUAGAUGUGUUAGAUGCAAUUUUAAUUCAUAAGGAGGUAAUGAUCCAAGCAGAAUUAUUGAUGCAGCUGGCCUUGCAGGAUGUAAUCUGCGUUAUUUUGUGGGUAACGAGGCUCUGAAAAUGCUCUGGGUCAAAGUGAAAGACUGGGCGCCACAUGAUGAUGCAUUAGAGGGACAUAAACACCAGCACUCUUCAUUUUAAUCCAGCAUGGAAAAUAAUAUUUUGACAGUUUAUGGAGAUGUGUGUUGUCCAUAGAGGGUCUCCAAGGCUAAACAAGGUUCUGUAAUGGAGGGAAAAGGGUGUGGCUGGGUAUGGGGGAGGUCCAUGAAUAUGUAACCUUGUUUUUACUUGGAAGCUGAAUGUUUGAGUUGGUGUUCAAAGGCCUGUCGGUGAGAUGCAGAUUGUGGAGAACAUGGCUGCAAUGCAGGACUGAAGCGCAGCCAGCAGCUUGUAUGUCUUCCACUGCAGAAAGGAAGCGUUGUGUUGAAAUGCAGAGUGGCCACUCACACACACACACACACACACACACACACACACACAUGCACACGCAGACUGCGUAUCCCUGUCGGAUUCUCUUCCACACGGUGCUUCCGAUUCUUAAGAACUCUUUUAUUGUCUUGACGUAUCUACAGUUGUCACGGCUUUGAAGUAAUUUUCGUUACCUUUGCUAUGAAGAGAACUUUUUAUAUUUAUAGAAAAAAAAUCUUAUAUAAGCACACACUACAUUGAUUUCUUUAUAAAUAAAUAAAUAAAAAAAACUCACCAAUGCAACUUUUGA